AGAGGGUUAACUUUUACGUAAAUUUCUGACAAAAAAAAGGGGGAAAUUUUACGUAAAUUACGUAUGAGAACAAAAAAUAACUAUGAGGUGAGUGCGGAAAAGCACAGGCAGACACUGAAAAGUGAAAACCCUAAAGAAGCUCUUUGACUUGUCUGACUGUUUUGUGAGAGAAGGGAAACAGUGGGAGAGAAAACAGGAUUUUCAAUCCAAUCCACCGUCACCAUCAAUCUUCUUCUCCAGGCUCUUUCAGGAUAAGAUGCUGGUCUGUGGAACCAGAUAUUCUGGUUUCCAUCCCAAGUGGAGUCAUUAGUCACUAAUUUGACUUCGCUGGUUCAAAAAAGAGGUUGCUUUUGUGGGGUACAUCUUUCUGGUGUCUUUCUUUUCUCAGAAUGGAUCAGAUAAGAAUAUUGAGAUAUGGAAAAUCAAAAAGUUGAUCAAGGCAUUGGAAUCAGCAAGGGGUAAUGGUACAAGCAUGAUAUCUCUUAUUAUGCCUCCUCGUGAUCAAAUAUCUCGGGUCACAAAGAUGCUGGGUGAUGAAUUUGGAACUGCUUCAAACAUUAAAAGUAGGGUCAACCGUCAGUCAGUAUUGGCUGCCAUUACAUCUGCUCAGCAGAGGCUGAAACUUUAUAACAAGGUUCCUCCCAAUGGGUUGGUGCUUUAUACUGGAACAGUUGUUACUGAAGAUGGGAAGGAAAAGAAGGUAACUAUUGAUUUCGAGCCUUUCAAACCUAUCAAUGCAUCACUUUACCUUUGCGACAACAAGUUUCACACAGAAGCACUCAAUGAACUCUUAGAAUCUGACGACAAGUUUGGUUUUAUUGUAAUGGAUGGGAAUGGCACUCUUUUUGGAACAUUAAGUGGUAACACACGAGAAGUACUUCAUAAAUUUACUGUUGAUUUGCCAAAGAAGCAUGGGAGAGGAGGACAGUCUGCCCUUCGUUUUGCUCGACUUCGAAUGGAAAAACGACACAACUAUGUUAGGAAAACUGCAGAGCUAGCCACGCAGUUCUUCAUCAAUCCUGCUACCAGCCACGCAGUUCUUCAUCACUUAAGCAACAAUUGAUAUUUUAUUGGCAAUAAUAAAAUUAAAUGAAUUCUAUCUAUCUUGAAUUUAUAAGAGAUUAUAAAAGGCAUAUUUAUUU
Molecule: messenger RNA, 1142 nt
Organism: Manihot esculenta (cassava)
Lineage: Eukaryota; Viridiplantae; Streptophyta; Magnoliopsida; Malpighiales; Euphorbiaceae
Product: eukaryotic peptide chain release factor subunit 1-3-like
Exons: 3
Coding region: 473-1063 (196 amino acids)
Biological process (GO): cytoplasmic translational termination
Cellular component (GO): translation release factor complex; cytosol
Molecular function (GO): sequence-specific mRNA binding; translation release factor activity, codon specific
Source: RefSeq, a predicted model, not a curated record